Lotus japonicus is the source of this 1937-nucleotide messenger RNA. RefSeq names its product cyprosin-like. The transcript has 14 exons. The coding region runs from base 168 to 1685 and encodes 505 amino acids. Lineage: Eukaryota; Viridiplantae; Streptophyta; Magnoliopsida; Fabales; Fabaceae. Gene Ontology annotation, biological process: lipid metabolic process; proteolysis. Gene Ontology annotation, molecular function: aspartic-type endopeptidase activity. The record is from RefSeq and is a predicted model, not a curated record.
UGUUCAAACACCAUAUAUAGUUAAACUUUAUAAUAUGAAAGACAUCAUGUCACUCCCUUUGUAUUGUAGAACUUGUAGCCUUGAACCUGCAGUAUCGUAUCUCAGUCAAAUACCUCUGCUUCUGGUCUUAAAAGUCAACAUCAUCAUCAUCAGAUGAGUUUGUAAGUAUGGAAUUCAAGUAUAUGUUGGUUGUUGUUAUGUGCCUAUGGGCUUGGUCUGGAUUAUUGGCUUGUGCAAUUUCUGAUGAUGGGUUGAUGAGGGUUAGUCUAAAAAAGAGGGCUUUAAACUUUCACAGUCUUAAUGCUGCAAGAAUCAAAGAGGCUGAACAGCAAAGAGAUUCUGGGAGUGUUGGUAAAGAUUGUUGUGCUGAAAAUAUAGUGUAUCUUAAGAAUUAUCUUGAUGCACAAUAUUUUGGGGAAAUUAGUAUUGGUUCUCCCCCACAGUACUUCAAUGUUGUGUUUGACACCGGCAGCUCGAAUCUUUGGGUCCCGUCUUCCAAAUGCAUCUUUUCUAUCGCUUGCUAUUUUCGUUCCAAGUAUAGGUCGAGGAUAUCUAGCACCUAUACCGAAAUCGGAACAUCUUGCAAAAUCCCUUAUGGCCAAGGAUACAUUUAUGGAUUCUUCAGCCAAGAUAAUGUUCAAGUAGGGGAUAUCAUCGUCAAAGAUCAAGAAUUUGCUGAGAUUACAAGGGAAGGAUCUUUGGCCCUUUUAGCUCUUCCAUUUGAUGGGAUACUUGGACUUGGAUUCAUGGAUAUUUCAGUUGGAGGAGUCACUCCAGUGUGGUAUAAUAUGAUAGAACAAGGGAAACUAUGCUGCCAAAUGUUUUCUCUUUGGCUAAAUCAAGACCCAAUGGUAGAGAUAGGGGGUGAGAUUGUCUUUGGUGGUGUUGACUUCAGGCAUUUUAGAGGUGACCAUACUUAUGUUCCACUUUCUCAAAAGGGUUAUUGGCAGAUUGAGGUGGGAGAUAUUCUACUAGCAAAUAAUUCUACAGGAAUAUGUGAGGGAGGCUGUUCUGCAAUUAUAGACUCAGGAACCUCCUUAAUUGCUGGUCCAACUAGUGUUGUGACUCAAAUUAACCAUGCCAUUGGAGCAGAGGGAUAUGUCAGUCUUGAAUGCAAAAACAUUGUCCAUAACUAUGGGAAUUUGAUAUGGGAAUCCUUGAUUUCUGGGUUAACUCCUGAGAUCAUAUGCAGUGACAUUGGACUCUGUUCAAAUAAUGGACUUCAUUCAGUGGAUGGUGUUAUUGAAAGACUGGAGCAUAAUGAAAGUUUGGACGGAUCGAAAACUUGGGAGAGACCCUUUUGUACUUUCUGCAGUAUGAUUGCCUUUUGGAUGCAAGCUCAGGUUAAGCAAAGCAAUGUAAAGGAAAAAGUACUAAAAUAUGUGGAUGAGCUGUGUGAAAAGCUCCCAAAUCCGGCGGGACAAUCAUUUAUAAACUGCAAUAGUACUGCAACUAUGCCACCCAUUACAUUCAAGAUUGGAAACAAGUCCUUUGCCCUCUCUCCAGAACAGUAUAUCCUUAGAGUUGAAGGAGGGUGUUCUACUGUCUGUUAUGGCGGUUUUGUUGCUCUAGAUGUACCUUCCCCACAGGGUCCUCUCUGGGUUCUUGGAAAUAUUUUAUUGAGAGCAUAUCACACAGUGUUUGACUAUGGCAAUCUCCGCAUAGGAUUUGCAGAAGCUGCAUAGUGAUAUUGCUAUGAUACCAAAUUCUUUAUAAAGGAAAAGUUUGGAGGUUUACAAUUACAUAGUUUACAACAGCAAAUAAUAGUUACUUCCCAUCAGAAUUUCUGUCUGAGGGUCUCUUGUAAAUGGUGAUUGCUAUAUGUUUUAUCAAUAAGAUUUGUGAUAAUUCUGCACAAUGACUAAUUUGUGAAAAGGGUAUGUACUCCAAGAGAUUGUAGUUUGAACAACAUAAGUUUGACAUUGUUGCUGGCUAAA